Molecule: messenger RNA, 2324 nt
Organism: Caenorhabditis elegans
Lineage: Eukaryota; Metazoa; Nematoda; Chromadorea; Rhabditida; Rhabditidae
Gene: unc-87
Product: Protein unc-87
Exons: 6
Coding region: 81-1778 (565 amino acids)
Cellular component (GO): I band
Source: RefSeq, marked reviewed
UCCUCUGUGAACUUUCUUGUCCACUGUGCUCAUUUUUUGGUUUCAUUUUUGUGAAAUAUUUUAAACAAUUGGUUUAAAGAAUGUUAUCAUUCAACAACACAACAUCUGCAUCUAGUUUUCAAUCUGCUUCAUCAAGAUAUUUAAUGUCAUCAUCAUCAUCAAUUGGACCACCACAACAACAAUCUGCAAAACUAUUUCCUGAGCAUUUCUAUCCAAGUGGACUAAGUCCAAGACAGUCGGAAGCUCUCGAACGAUUGCGACCCAAUACGGCGUCGCGCGAACGAAAUAUUCCGAUUCAAUUUACCGGAAAGAAUCCAACAACAAAUUCAGCUCUUGAGGAGUAUAAACCAGUACCACACGUACAAGUUACAUCUCCAAAGUCUUCAAUUGUUCCGAAUUUUGUUUCCGAGCAACGCGGGCUUCAGCCUCAACCAACAUCUCAAGCUCCAACCAAUUAUCGGCAAUUCGUGGCUGCACCACGAUCGCCACGUGGAUAUGGAGACUAUCCAGAAAUGACGGGAAAAGCUUCUGCUGCUGGGGAUUCAGAGCCUGUUCAAAUCCCAAUAAAAACUCAAACUCCAAUUACACAAGCUCGUGCUCAAGAAACUAAAAUUCCAACAAUUGUGUCACCACACCCUGUUUAUUAUUAUGACAAUCAGGAGCAACCAAUUCAACAAAUUCGAGAGGAGCAACCAAAUGCCACCAUGGAGACCAAAGUCACCGGACAAGGUCAGCCAAAGCGUGUCGGACGCUGGACAUUGGCUCAACUCCGUCAAACUGACGGAAUUAUUCCAAGCCAGGCCGGAUGGAACAAGGGAGACUCACAAAAGUUGAUGACCAACUUCGGAACACCAAGAAACACUAACACUCGUGUCAAGUCUGAGAACCUUCAGGAAAUCCCAGAAGAUAUUGCCAACCGAACCCAUGGAGAAGUUCGUCUUCAAUCCGGAACCAACAAAUAUUGCUCCCAGAGAGGAAUGACCGGAUUCGGAUCCGGACGUGAUGUGUGCCGUGAGGGAGUCCGUGUCGCUCAGAACCCAGCUGACUUGGCUGAGCUUCCAGAAGAAAAGAUCCGUAUGUCCGAGGGAAUUGUCCGUCUUCAAGCCGGUACCAACAAAUAUGAUUCUCAAAAGGGAAUGACCGGAUUCGGAACUGGACGUCGUGAGACAACUAAGAUGGUUGACUCAAAGCAUCCAGAAUACGAUCACGAGAAACCAGAUCAAUCUGAAAUUCCACUUCAGUCUGGAACAAACAAAUUCGCUUCACAAAAGGGAAUGACCGGUUUCGGAACUGCUCGUCGUGAGACCACAAAGAUGGUUGAUUCUAACCAUCCAGAUUACUCUCAUGAAUGUUCCAUUGAUCAAACCACAAUUCCAUCUCAGAUGGGAUCUAAUCAAUAUGCUUCACAGAAGGGUAUGACUGGAUUCGGACAGCCACGUUGGGAAGUUCUCGACCCAUCAAUCUCAUGGCAAAACCGUAAAUCCCAGGGAAUGGUCCGUCUUCAAUCUGGUACCAACCGUUUUGCUUCUCAAGCUGGUAUGAUUGGCUUCGGAACAUGCAGAAACACAACAUUCGAGGCUGAAGGAGGAGAGCUUCCAUAUGAGGCAAUGAAGGUGUCUGAGACCAUCAUUCCAAGUCAAGCUGGAUGGAACAAGGGAGACUCACAGAAGAAGAUGACAUCAUUCGGAGCACCACGUGACGUUAAGGGCAAGCACUUGAAGAGAAUCUGGGAGCUUGAAUACCCAGAAGAGGCUGAAAUCUCUUUGGAUCGUCUCUAAAUCAUUUUUCUCCGUGUUUUUUUUUCUUUCGUAAAUUACAUGAUACCUGUGCAUAAUUUGCUUCAACUUCUUCUCCAAAUGUUUCUUCUUAUUCUUCAAAAAAAACUACUUUUUUGUUUGUUCUCCAUCCCAUUUCCCUGCUUUCCUUCCUAUUCUUUUCACACCCAAACAAGUUCAUCAUAUAAAUUUGAAAUUUUUCGAUUGUUUUCUUUUUUGCGUAAGUUGCAGCCAAAAAUGAGCAAUUUUAGCGAAGAAUUAUUCUUGUUAUUUUAAACCACUUGCAUUUAGUUUUCUAAAUGAAAUUCACAGAGAUGCGACAAGCCAUAGAUUUACUUAAAAAUAUAUGUUUAUUCUAUGAAAACCCGUACGGAACUUUCAGGCAAUAUACUAAAAAUUUAACAAAAAAUUAAAAAAUUAGUUCGUGUUCAGGGCGUUCAGUUUUUCCAUCAUAUUGUCAUUGAGAGCCUUCCAGAAUAGACCUUCUUCGCAUUCGAUGUCUGUUGUGAAGAAUACCUGCAAAUAUUUUAAUGAAUACAUUAUUUGAUU